Molecule: messenger RNA, 2363 nt
Organism: Gasterosteus aculeatus aculeatus (three-spined stickleback)
Lineage: Eukaryota; Metazoa; Chordata; Actinopteri; Perciformes; Gasterosteidae
Product: glycerophosphodiester phosphodiesterase 1
Biological process (GO): phospholipid metabolic process; ethanolamine metabolic process; N-acylethanolamine metabolic process
Cellular component (GO): plasma membrane
Molecular function (GO): glycerophosphodiester phosphodiesterase activity
Source: RefSeq, a predicted model, not a curated record
UCCCCGGCCCCCCCACCACGUAGCCCCCUGAGGGGGGGGGCUGACAGCAACGCUCCAUCCACGGCGGCUCUCUCACCCACGACUCUUUCCGGUUCGAUCGCGAGGAGACAAACCCCCGUCCGGACCGGAUCGGAUCGGAUCGAGGAUGCUGCAGCUCGGGGACGAGGCGGUGUAUUUCUCGGCGGUGUUCGUGCUGGUGGCGUCGGGGACGCGCAGCCCCACCGGAGCCUCUCUGCUCACCGCGUUCCUCUACGUCUUCAUGCUGAUGUUCCGCUUCCCUCCGGUGCCCGCGGACCAGGCCGGUCGCGUCCUGCGGCCCGGUGGUUGGGGGGCGGCGGCGGCUGGGUCGGGCGGCGUCCCGGCGGUGGCGCUCGGCGGAGGCGGCCGCGACGCUCCGGAGAACACGCUGGCGGCGAUCCGAGAGGCGAGUAGAAACGGCGCAACCGGCGUGGAGCUGGACCUGAGUCUGACGGCGGACGGAGUGGCCGUGCUGAUGCACGAUGAGACUGUGGACCGCACCACCAACGGCUCUGGACCCGUCAGUGGUCUGCGGCUGGUCCAAGUUAAGAAGCUCGAUGCUGCCGCUCGUCACAGGUUGAAGGACAAGUUCAGCGGAGAGAAGGUCCCGACUCUGCAGGAGGCGGUGGAGGAAUGCCUCAGACACCAGCUGACCAUCUUCUUUGAUGUGAAAAGUCAACCUGAUAAGGCUGCGGCCGCGCUCCACCAGAUGUACAAGAAGUAUCCUGCCCUUUACAACUCCAGCAUCGUUUGCUCCUUUGAACCCAAAGUCAUCUACAAGAUGCGUCAGACGGACUCCAACGUGGUCACGGCUCUCAUCCACCGGCCCUGGAGGCUGAGCCGCUUUGACGACGGCACCUCUCGGUCCCUGUCGACGUCGGGCCGGCUGUGGUUGGGGAUUCUGGACGUGUUGUUGGACUGGGCCCACCACCACAUACUGUGGAAGCUCUGCGGCGUCUCUGCCAUCCUCGUGCACAAGGACUUCAUCUCGGUGGACUACGUUCAGUACUGGGCGGAGCGAGGUGUGGAGGUGGUGGGCUGGACUGUUACUACUGCCGUGGAGAAGGACUACUACCAAAAGAUGCUGAAGAUCGGCUACAUGACGGACAGUCUGCUGGAGGACAUUGACGCGCGUUACUGAAGGGUCACACGCCUCAAACAUCAAGUGUUUUCAACUCGUACAACGUUACGUUUUACAGCUUCUAAAUGAACAAAAUUGGUCAAAGCCUCCUUAGUUUGAGAGAGAGAGAGAGAGAGACCACGUAAUUACUGUAAUAAAGACGUUUCCCAGUUCAUUGUCCUUUCAAAGAAGGUAAAAUACUGACACAUAUGAACAAAAGUAAGAUGUUAAUAAUAAAGUGGGGCGGAAUGCUAGAUAUCUGCUUUCUAAUACAAAUGAUUCACAGGGUUAGAAAAAGUCAUACUGCAGCAGGCAUACUAGUAUUUUACCUUAAAUCUGCAGAUAUGGAACCAGGAAGGCCCAACUGCAUAUAUCCAUGUCUUUAUUCUACUAACCGCACCUGCUAGGAUUGUGUUACUUUAAGGUAUUUUCUACCUACUGUGCCAAUCUUUGAGAGGCUUUAAAUAAAUAUCAGUGUAAAUAGUGGUUUUGUUAGACAUUUUUGUAACAUGUCUAUGCCUUCUAUUUAUUAUGAGACGUAGUAACUACUCGACUGGAGCAAAUCUCUUGUUAAUAUUCCGUUGUGAUAUUUAUUAAUUGUUCAGUGUCCUGCUUUCUAUCAUUGCUCUUUAAGUGCCAGAACUGCACAAACACACAACUAUUUUAAUUUAAAUAAUAUCUUUGUUGUUAUGUGUUUAUUUAUCAUGAAUGUGUUUUUAUGCUCCAAAGGAGGGAAAGUAGAUGCACCGUUGAUUACUAACACACGCGUGAGUGUUUGUCUCAAGAGUCCACAUAAAGUAAACGAAAAUCAAAUAGAAAUGUAUGUAGACGUCCGUCCACAUAAGACAAUGUUGAUACCAUAACGCCUGUCGUUGUUCCGUCCAACUUUAGUCUAACGCUGCAUUAUAAUAACACUUAACUAUUUUAAUCUAACUUAAUAGUUUAGCCUGAUGUAAGAUAUUGAUGAUUUGUUCCUCAGAUAAAUAUACACGUUUAUUUCUCUUUCCUCAAAGGGUUGAGAUCCAUCUUCUCCCACAUCCCCAGUGUGUUAUCAGCGAACGGUUUGCGUUGUAUACGUCGUGUGUGCUGUGCUCCUCGUGCCCGCGCACCUGAUCUGCGUGUACAGUAAACACGGAGCCGCGGGGCACACGCGGGACACGUGGACGAGCACACGCGCGCACACCAAAGGAUCCACAGCGAAUAAAGUCUCAUUCUGCGAGUUUAA